UCACUGUCAAGUAGAACUUGCUAGUCUUUGCAAACACUUAGCACUUCUUUGUGUCGAGCAAUAGAGAGAGUGCUAGAGAUUUGAAACUUUUUUUUUUUUUGGUUAGAAAACAGAAAAAGAGAUGGCUUUUUCUGCAGAUCAUUGGGCUUUUGCUUUUGGUGUCCUUGGUAACAUUGUUUCUUUCAUAGUAUUCCUUUCUCCACUGCCCACGUUUUACACUAUUUACAAGAAGAAAACAGCUGAAGGUUAUCAAUCAAUUCCAUACGUGGUUGCGCUCUUUAGUUCCAUGCUUUGGAUUUACUAUGCAUUUCUGAAGACCAAUGCUACCCUUCUCAUCACUAUAAACUCCUUUGGUGUCUUCAUUGAAACUAUCUACGUUAGUUUCUACCUCUUCUAUGCACCAAAAAAAUCUAGGGUCCAAACAAUAAAGAUGCUCCUAUUAUCAGUAGUGGGUGGAUUUGGUGCAAUUGUCCUCGUUACUCAGUUUCUAUUCAAGGGGGCCAUUCGUGGACAAGUGGCUGGAUGGAUUUGCCUUGUAUUUGCACUGUGUGUGUUUGUGGCACCCUUAGGCAUAGUGAGAAAAGUCAUCAAAACAAAGAGUGUCGAGUACAUGCCAUUACUCCUAUCAGUUUUUCUCACAUUAAGUGCUGUUAUGUGGUUUUUCUAUGGUCUUCUACUAAGGGACAUCAACAUUGCCGCUCCAAAUGUAUUGGGAUUUAUCUUCGGUAUACUUCAAAUGGUGCUCUAUGUGAUAUACAGCAAAAAGGAGAAAGCCAUCCUUAAGGAGCAAAAACUUCCAGAAAUACAAAAGCCUUCAGUAGUUGUAGUGGAUGAGAACACGAAUGAUAAGAAGUUUCCAGAACUUACACAAGAACAGAUUAUUGACAUAGUGAGGCUCGGUUUAAUGGUUUGCUCAGAAAAAGUACACGUAGCAUCGUGUCCUCAUGGUACUACAUGUGCAGCUAAAGUUGAGAACGAAGAACCUAAGCUUCAAACAGUUGAUGCCUAAGACAUGAGUAGAAGUUUGAGUUAGUUUUAGUCUAUCCUCAUUUAUCCGAAAUGUGUUUGUACACAAGUAGAAUCUUCGUAUGUGUAAGUUUUUUUUUUUUUUCUUUGCACUCAGAAAUCUAAAAUGGGUGUUGAUACUUAGAGAGGCUUGCUGGAUGUUGGGUUUUAUUUUAUAGCAAUGGAAGUAGUAACUCUUUUUCCCAA
Messenger RNA from Lycium barbarum (goji berry), 1212 nucleotides. RefSeq names its product bidirectional sugar transporter SWEET10-like. Gene Ontology annotation, biological process: carbohydrate transport. NCBI's taxonomy places the organism in Eukaryota, Viridiplantae, Streptophyta, Magnoliopsida, Solanales, Solanaceae. Gene Ontology annotation, cellular component: membrane. The coding region runs from base 122 to 1009 and encodes 295 amino acids. The record is from RefSeq and is a predicted model, not a curated record. The transcript is spliced from 6 exons. Gene Ontology annotation, molecular function: sugar transmembrane transporter activity.